UUUUUGAAUUUUCAAGUUAGUAUGUUGAAUUUUCAAGUUAGUAUGUUGAAUUUUCAAGUUAGUAUGUUGAAUUUUCAAGUUAGUAACUUGAAUUUUCAAGCUAGUAUGUUGAAUUUUCAAGUUAUUAGUAUGUUGAAUUUUCAAGUUAGUAUGUUGAAUUUUCAAGUUAGUAUGUUGAAUUUUCAAGUUAGUAACUUGAAUUUUCAAGUUAGUAUGUUGAAUUUUCAAGCUAGUAUGUUAAAUUUUCAUGUUAGUACUAUGUUGAAUUUUCAAGUUAGUAUGUUGAAUUUUCAAGUUAGUAUGUUGAAUUUUCAAGUUAGUAUGUUGAAUUUUCAAGUUAGUAUGUUGAAUUUUCAAGUUAGUAUGUUGAAU
This is a messenger RNA of Lottia gigantea (owl limpet), 372 nucleotides long. RefSeq lists its product as hypothetical. The record is from RefSeq and is a predicted model, not a curated record. NCBI's taxonomy places the organism in Eukaryota, Metazoa, Mollusca, Gastropoda, Lottiidae. The transcript is spliced from 3 exons. The annotation marks the transcript as partial.